AGUUGCAUUGUUAUUGGCUAUCGAAUAUUCCUGGAACGUCUUCCCAUCGACGAAUAGAUCAUCGUACACUCUCAACUUCGCUCAUUUUAUCUUAUUGGUCGGUUUAUGGUCUGGAUACCCCAACGGCUUUCAAAAGAGAAAGGUUGCAUUCAAUGAACGGGUUCACGAGGUGGAGGACGACACCAUUUAUUCCUCUUCUUCAACAGAAACCGAUUCAACAAUAUAG
This is a messenger RNA of Acaulospora colombiana, 226 nucleotides long. The record is from the annotation of a GenBank genome assembly. Lineage: Eukaryota; Fungi; Glomeromycota; Glomeromycetes; Diversisporales; Acaulosporaceae.